AUGGGUGAGAAAGAUGAUGUGUUGGGGUUGGGGUUGAGUUUGAGUUUGACCUUGGGAGGAUGUGGAGUCAAUCACAUGCAGAAGCCCCGACAACGUGUUCCUAUGAAUCAAGAUAGGAGUUCCUCGAAUUAUUUGUUUCAGUUAUCUGAUCGGAGCUCCGAGAUGGGGUCGUUCCUCCGAGGAACCGACGUGAAUUCAGCGCCGCCGUAUACGGCGGCGGAUUGUGACGACGACAACGGUGUUUCCUCACCGAACAGCACGAUAUCGAGCAUCAGUGGCGGCAAGCGGAGCGAGAGAGACGACGACAAUGCCGCCCCUGCAGCGGAGAGGAUGUCGUGUUCGCCGGGGAUUGAAGAAGAGGACGGCGGCGGUGACGCCGGUAGGAAGAAGCUGAGGCUGACGAAGGAACAGUCCACGGUGCUGGAAGAAACGUUCAAGGAGCAUAACACGCUGAAUCCGAAACGAAAGCAAGCAUUGGCAAAGGAGUUGAAUCUGAGACCUAGACAAGUAGAGGUGUGGUUUCAGAACAGAAGAGCGAGGACCAAGUCGAAACAGACUGAAGUGGAUUAUGAAUACUUGAAGAGAUGUUGUGAGAAUCUAACUGAAGAGAAUAGGAGGUUGCAAAAGGAAGUUCAAGAGCUAAGGGGAUUGAAAUUAUCCCCUCAAAUGUACAUGCGUAUGAAACCUCCCACCACUCUUACAAUGUGCCCUUCAUGUGAACGUGUCACUGUCUCAUCUGCAUCAUCAUCAUCAUCUUCUUCUUCUGCCACUCUUCACUCGGUGGUUGCACCAAGUAAUGGUAACCUCUUGGGUCUGAACAUUCGGCAGCCAGUGCCUGUGAACCCUUGGCCAUUUGAAGGCUCAAUUCCUAAGCCAUAA
This is a messenger RNA of Gastrolobium bilobum, 879 nucleotides long. Its product is annotated as homeobox-leucine zipper protein HAT3-like. Lineage: Eukaryota; Viridiplantae; Streptophyta; Magnoliopsida; Fabales; Fabaceae. The transcript is spliced from 4 exons. Gene Ontology annotation, molecular function: DNA-binding transcription factor activity, RNA polymerase II-specific; sequence-specific DNA binding. The record is from RefSeq and is a predicted model, not a curated record. Gene Ontology annotation, biological process: regulation of DNA-templated transcription. Bases 1 to 879 code for a protein of 292 amino acids. Gene Ontology annotation, cellular component: nucleus.